GGCAGUUGGGUCCUGGGGACUAGCACUUCCUUCCUGCGGGGGUGGUCUUGCUUCCAGGUAUUGGAGGAGAGAGGAGCUUGUUCAGCCCAGUCUGAAGUGGCAUGCUCUUCUUGGUUGAGCCCAAAGACACAGGCUUCUAAAGAAAGAGAGCAUAGAAAAAACAACAAUCCAGGGGGAAGAACUGCUUGUAUUAAAGGUGGCAUUUGAAGCCUGGGAAUGAUGCUAUCACUUGAAUAAGACCAAGUUCUCUACAGGAGCAUAGUUGGACCAUAAGAACAUGAUAUAAGUCCAACUUGCCAAAAAACUAAGCCAGUAACAUAUAAAUUCCUUUCAUCUGAAUCAGCCUUCUUGCAUUUAUCAACCAGGGAAAAGAAAGACAACUAUCCCUAACACUCUUCAGUUUCAAAGGAACAAGCAAGAAACAACGAACUCCUCAACUCCGAGGAGUACUUUGAUCUCCUUGGAAAAUGGGCACCAUGAAAACAAGAUGCUUCCUUUCUUGAGAAUUGUUUUUCUAUGUUCCUAUUUUUCUCCUUUUAAAACAAAGCUCUCAUCAGAAAAUGAGUAAAAGCUACAGAUGGAAAAAUCCUGAAAUAACUGUGCAUGAUGCAGGUGGGCUGAAAAACUUUUGGGAGAAAAAAAUUGAACAUCAUGCAAAGAAAGUACAAAAUGAAGACUCUCGAAUAAGCAAGAGUGCCCUGGAUAAGCUCCGCUGUGAAUGGGCUCAGAGACUGGAAAGAAGAAUCAAGAUGCUACAGCAGCCUGAGGAAGUAUCCAAGAAGUCAUCUCUAAUCCCUAUUGAAUCUUUCCCCCUUAUUGAUAAAACAGUAGCCUGAAGUUAUAACUAAAAUGACAAAAUAGGGAAAGUGUUGUUUCAUGGGGAAUGAAAGCCCCUUUAGGAAAUUCCUGUGGAGCAGCAAAAAAAUAAAGUAAAAAUGAAUCCCAAAUCAAAUGUUGGGCAGGAAUUAAAAGGGUAAUCUGAGAUGUAUAUGACAUGCAGGAAUAUGUUCAAUAUGGAAAUUGUCGCCAUGUUUCAUCAUUUCAUUCGGAUCACAGUAGAAUCCCUUCAGAAAACUGUUCAUUAGGAUGUAAAUCCUCAAACUUAAGUACUAAAAUUGAAAGAAGAUCAGGAUUGAAGUGUAGGAAACUUAGGUUCAAGUCUUUCAUCUGACACAAAUGGUUGUGUUACCUUCUAAUGCCCCCAGGUAAAUCUCGAAGAUUAGAAGAUCCCAUAUGAGUUUCUAAUUUAUAUCAGUGGAAGAAGUUUCAAAAUCAGAAGUUCUCCACACCCAUGAGCUCAGAGAAGCAAGACAGUCUUCUCCCUGACCCCAACUUGCUCCUACCCCUACGACAUCCCCACACACAGAUCUCACAGGUAUUUUAUAUGAUGCCAGAGUUGUAAAUUAUUACACUUUAUUUCUUAUUCUAUUCA
Molecule: messenger RNA, 1432 nt
Organism: Monodelphis domestica (gray short-tailed opossum)
Lineage: Eukaryota; Metazoa; Chordata; Mammalia; Didelphimorphia; Didelphidae
Source: RefSeq, a predicted model, not a curated record